Messenger RNA from Acomys russatus (golden spiny mouse), 2685 nucleotides. RefSeq names its product snurportin 1 (gene Snupn). Gene Ontology annotation, molecular function: protein binding; nuclear import signal receptor activity. NCBI's taxonomy places the organism in Eukaryota, Metazoa, Chordata, Mammalia, Rodentia, Muridae. Gene Ontology annotation, biological process: snRNA import into nucleus; protein import into nucleus. The transcript has 9 exons. The record is from RefSeq and is a predicted model, not a curated record. Gene Ontology annotation, cellular component: cytoplasm; nucleus. The coding region runs from base 251 to 1324 and encodes 357 amino acids.
GUUGUCUCUCAACCGCAAGCUGUAACUUCUUCCGGCGGACCAGGACUCUGGUUUUACAGCAGUCGACCAGUCUAGGGUUCUCGGGUUUGCCCAUGUUUCUGUCCUAUGCUAGGCAGUUUGGCUCCAACUCAUGCAAGAACGUUAUUGUGUGGCCGGGCGAAUUCUGUAACCGAGAGACAGACGACCCCAUUGCCAGAGACAGUGGUGACAGUGGCGAGGAGGACAGCAGAGUCCACGGCCGCUUGGGAAGAUGGAAGAACUGAGUCAAGCCCUAGCUAGUAGCUUUUCUGUGUCUCAAGAACUGAACAGCACAGCUGCCCCGCACCCUCGACUGUCCCAAUACAAGUCCAAGUACAGUUCCUUGGAGCAGAGUGAGCGGCGCCGCCAGUUGCUAGACCUACAGAAAUCCAAUCGGUUGGAUUAUGUGAACCAUGCCAGAAGACUGGCUGAAGAUGACUGGACAGGGAUGGAGAGUGGAGAAGAAGAAGAUAAGAAAGAUGAAGAGGAAAUGGAUGUUGACCCUGGCAAGAAGUUACCAAAACGCUAUGCUAAUCAAUUAAUGCUUUCUGAGUGGUUAAUUGACGUCCCUUCAGAUUUGGGGCAAGAAUGGAUUGUGGUUGUGUGUCCUGUUGGGAAAAGAGCCCUUAUCGUGGCCUCCAGGGGUUCAACCAGUGCCUACACCAAGAGUGGCUACUGUGUCAAUAGGUUUCCUUCCCUUCUGCCAGGAGGCAACAGGAGAAACUCAACAACAGCCAAAGACUACACCAUUCUGGACUGCAUUUACAGUGAGGCGAACCAGACCUACUAUGUUCUGGAUGUGAUGUGCUGGCGGGGACACCCUUUUUAUGACUGUCAGACUGAUUUCCGAUUCUACUGGAUGCAUUCAAAAUUACCAGAAGAAGAAGGACUCGGAGAGAAAACCAAGAUUAAUCCUUUUAAGUUUGUGGGGCUAAAGAAUUUCCCGUGUACUCCUGAGAGCCUGUAUAAGGUGCUGUCUAUGGAUUUUCCUUUCGAGGUAGACGGACUUCUUUUCUACCAUAAACAGACCCACUAUAGCCCUGGGAGUACUCCCUUGGUGGGCUGGCUGCGCCCCUACAUGGUAUCCGAUAUUUUAGGUGUAGUCGUCCCAGCUGGUCCGCUGACCACCAAGCCAGAAUAUGCUGGGCACCAGCUCCAACAGAUUAUGGAGCACAAGAGGAGCCAGGAGGACAUGAAGGAGAGACUCACACACAAGACUUCUGAUGGGCACUAUGAGCUGGAGCACCUGUCUACUCCCAAGUUGAGGACUCCUCCCCACAGCCCUGAGAGUGUCAUGGACAACUAAAGUGGACAACCCACGAAAGAGUGGGGAUGAGGACAGUGAUGAGAGGUGACUUUAUUUCAGAGUACGCUUUCCAAACUCACACUACCAAAACCAGCUUGACCCUUGUCUGGAAUGUUGGCUCAGACUAUUGGGGGUGGGUCCCUUUUGAAUGGAGUUGGAAUCCGGGUAGAUUUGAAUAUCUCUUGCUGUGGUAAGUAUGUCCCAGGUCUACAAGGUAAAUAUAUGACUCUUAAGAAAAAGUUGCUUGUGCUUAUUAAGAUUUAGAAAUGUCCUCACUUUCCUGUUACUCCCUAGGACACUUACAGCACAACUGUUCAAAUCUUGGCCCAUCUCACCCCUUUUAGUACUCAAACAUUCUGCUGAGUUUCCAGCUGCUGCUGUUGGUAAUGCCAUUUUCUGAAAGGUCUUACCAGGAACUGCAGUUCUUGGUAUUUGAAUAUGUUCCUUCUUCUGAGAAAACAAGUGUGAUUUUUCUACUGUUUAGACCUUUCCAGAGAUAAAAUGCUAAUGGGCUUCAUUUACUUUAAGAAAUGUUAGAGCCUCUAUCAGGAGAUAAACCCUGUGCUAGGCCUCUGAGAUGUAGGUUACUGAGGCAGACAAGACCUUGAGGGGUAUGCCAUCCCCUGAGAAAAUAAGCACCAGAGCAUGUAGAGCACGGUGAAGUGAUUGCUUAGUGCAGAAAAGUGCCCGAGCUUAGGGGCAAAGGAAGAGCAGAUUUCACAGAGGUGCAUGGAACUGGGCUGAGCCUCCAGGGAGGGACCUGGUAUACUGUGCAGGCCAUGAAGAAAGCCCGUCCUCAAAGAGUGACAUGAUAUGUAGCCACACUCCCCUAGAGCAGGGUGGGACUUGGUCUGGAAUCAAGUAGGUUCAACAUGAGUCCAGUAUAAAAUAGGAGUGGAGAGUUAGGGAGAGGAGGCUCGAAGGCAGAGGGGAGCUUUAGAUUUUUUUUUUUUUAAUCCUAGUGAAAGAGAAUUAAGGAAAAGCCCUGGGGCAAGAUCCCUUCAGAUCUGUGAAGUAAAGCUCUUCAUGAGCUAUAAAAGUAGGAGAUGGUGUUUAAAAUUACCUAGUUAGUUCUUAUUCUGUUCACAAAGUCUAUUCCAGGUCCUGUGGCCUCAGUCUGCAGCCCACACUGCUUUGUGAGUUGCUAGGACUUCUCUUACUGGACAGACUGGCAUCAUCAUUCUCUUCAGCUGAAAUAGUGUCCUGUGGAAAGAACUUCAAAGGGAUCCAAGUCAGGUUUUGUGACGUGCGAUGGCCCCUUAGAGUUAAUUAGCUCUGAGGACAGAUCUGGCCAGUAAUGGUUAAGCAGAGCCUGUUAUACAGGUCAGUGCAUCUAGUGGAACUCCUGAAGGAUCUGCUCU